AACAGUACCUUAUUUAUCCAUACAUCGUUACCCCUGAAGAACAGUUUUAGGGUUCUGGGCUAGGGUUUCAUCAGCCGAGUCUCGUCUUUCAGCAGCCAUGGGGAAGACUCGUGGAAUGGGAGCUGGUCGCAAGCUGAAGUCCCACCGCAUAAGGCAGAGGUGGGCUGAUAAGGCAUACAAGAAGUCUAACCUUGGGAACGAGUGGAAAAAGCCAUUUGCUGGGUCAUCCCAUGCAAAGGGCAUCGUCCUUGAAAAGAUUGGAAUUGAGGCUAAGCAGCCAAACUCUGCUAUCCGAAAGUGUGCUCGUGUUCAGCUGAUUAAAAAUGGCAAGAAGAUUGCUGCAUUUGUACCCAAUGACGGUUGCUUAAACUACAUUGAGGAAAAUGAUGAGGUCUUGAUUGCAGGAUUUGGACGGAAGGGGCAUGCUGUGGGAGAUAUUCCUGGAGUCCGAUUCAAGGUUGUGAAGGUAUCUGGUGUGUCCCUUCUGGCUCUCUUUAAAGAGAAAAAGGAAAAGCCUAGGUCUUAGGUUUAUAGAGAGAUUGAGCUCUAUCUUCCCUGUCCACUCUUCCUUUCCUCCUUGAUUCUUGAUGGAAAUGAUGUGAUGAUUUUGUGAUGGAAUUUACCUUGGUGUUGAUUUAAAUCUUAGUGCUAUUAGUCUUAUAGAACAAAAUUUUGGAAACUUUAGAAUCAUUGUUGUUUAAUGGACCACUUAAUUUGGUAUCCACUGUUAUUUUGCCAUGAUCAAUUGAAGAUUGCAGUUGUUGCAUCUUAUAAA
Molecule: messenger RNA, 775 nt
Organism: Vitis riparia (riverbank grape)
Lineage: Eukaryota; Viridiplantae; Streptophyta; Magnoliopsida; Vitales; Vitaceae
Product: 40S ribosomal protein S23-like
Exons: 4
Coding region: 98-526 (142 amino acids)
Biological process (GO): translation
Cellular component (GO): cytosolic small ribosomal subunit; ribosome
Molecular function (GO): structural constituent of ribosome
Source: RefSeq, a predicted model, not a curated record